Glossina fuscipes is the source of this 3306-nucleotide messenger RNA. RefSeq names its product DNA-binding protein RFX2 (gene Rfx). The record is from RefSeq and is a predicted model, not a curated record. The transcript is spliced from 10 exons. The coding region runs from base 109 to 2685 and encodes 858 amino acids. NCBI's taxonomy places the organism in Eukaryota, Metazoa, Arthropoda, Insecta, Diptera, Glossinidae. Gene Ontology annotation, molecular function: RNA polymerase II cis-regulatory region sequence-specific DNA binding; DNA-binding transcription factor activity, RNA polymerase II-specific. Gene Ontology annotation, biological process: regulation of transcription by RNA polymerase II.
UAAACCACAAGUUGCCUUAAUAUUUAUUAAAUCGAAGACAAAUCAAAUUUUUAAAAAUAAAAUAAUUUAACUAACUGGUAUUGCGUACGCACAAAUCGAAAAUAUAUUAUGACUACACAGUUAGCGGCACCGAGAAAUUUUAUUACCACAACCGCAACAGGAGCGAUUACAAACGAUGGCGAUGCACAAAAUGUAACUGCUAUUACGGCCACCACCGAUCCAAUACAAUCGGAGAUAAUUUUAACGACACAAAGCACAAAUGAAAAUCAUGAUCUCAAUGGAGGAACCACGGUUGGGACAUUAGGCGAUGCCGAAUCAAAUGCCCUGACAGUAACGACAGAGUCCAAUGGCGCCGAAGAUGAAUUUGAAUUCAUAACAACCGAUAAUUUUGAAGAUGUUAUGACACAGAAAAAGUUAACAACUAGUCAUCAACAGGAAGAGGUGGCGGUCAUUAGUGUGGUCGUACCCAUGGAUGCUGCUGAUGCCUCGAGCAAUGAUACAAACGCUUGUAACAUUGCCACACUGACGGCGAUUAAAGACGAUUCCGAUCUGGUACAGCAGGUAGCGAAUGGGCAAGUGACGGUAUUACAAGCACCAUCCGUAGAUGAUGAAGAUGUAACGCCGCAAUUUAUCACCGUAACAGUGUCCGCCCAAGAUGCUGGUCAAAACUAUCAAGUGCAAUAUGUAGAUACCGAACUGUAUCACAGCAAUUCUAGUCAAACGCAAAUGACCUAUCCCUUUUGUCCGGUCGGUGAUUAUCAAAGUAACGGUCAAUCUUACUAUACAACGACAACUGCGGGUAACUAUGCUUCGACGGCUUCCUUGAAUACGCCCACAGCUCAUACACCAAGUGCUUUACCUUAUUUGGUACCAGUUGAUGAGAGUUUAUUGCUGAAUACGUCAUCACAAUCGCAUAGUCGUGAUUCUCCGCACAGUUUGACCGAGGUGGCUUAUCUGCAUGAAGCACAAGGCGCACCGCAAACACCCACGUCAACGACGACAACGAAUUCAUUGGGCGGCGGCAGUGUCAGCGCUAGCAAUAGCAAUAGUGUUGGCGGAGGUGCUGAUAUAAAAUCAGAAAAUGAAAGCCAUUUAGGGAAUACAAAUAAAAUAGCGACAGCUACGAUAAAAUGGCUAUCACGUAACUACGAGACGGCAGACGGUGUCAGUUUACCGCGUUCAACUCUUUACAAUCAUUACAUUCAGCAUUGCAACGAGAGCAAGUUGGAGCCGGUAAACGCGGCCAGUUUUGGCAAACUAAUACGUUCAGUAUUCUCGGGCCUACGGACGAGACGUUUGGGUACACGCGGCAAUUCCAAAUACCAUUAUUACGGUAUUCGCAUUAAGCCAGACUCAAUCUUAAAUCAAAUAACAGAAGAGAAGACUGCCUUCGCAAUGCACGGCUCCGCGUCUUCCAAUAGCACGAGCAAUGCCGGAUCCCUAAGCGCGGGUGUCAGCAAUGCUAAUAUCACGUGCAGUAUUCAUGGUACUACUGUUGGCAGUACCGGAAAUCUUGGCAUGGGUGGCAGCCAUACGACUAAGACAUCCCGAAAACAUAUCCUUAAGCCCGAAACAUAUGAAGCCUGCGUUCAGUUUUUAGGUGACGGUAGCGGUGCGAUUCCAUCUCUACCGGUCAUCGAUUUGGGUAAUAGUUUCGGUAACGAAUUGACAGCAGAAGAUGCGGAUAUAUUUCGAUCGAUGUAUCGCGAGCAUUGCGAAAAUUUUUUAGACGCUAUUCUCAAUCUCGAAUUUCAUACAAUUGAGUUCUUAUGGCGUGACUUUUGGCGUGAUACCUCCGACAAUGGCAGCAGUCUCGACGAGUGCGGAGACGAGAAAUAUUUGAGUAAAAAUAAAUUAUAUCUUUUGUGCCAUUGCGCAGGUGUGCAAAAAUUUGUACGAGAAAUGGACUAUCAAUUCUAUCAGAAUAUGGUUGAUGUUAUUAUACCCGAUGUUUUACGUUCGAUACCGAACGCCUUAACACAGGCCAUACGUAAUUUUGCCAAGAAUAUGGAAAUUUGGUUGUGCGAAUGCAUGUUAGGUGUGCCGGAGCGUAUGAUUCAAAUUAAAUCGACCGCUGUAUCGGCAUUUUGUCAAACAUUACGUCGUUACACUUCGCUCAAUCAUUUGGCUCAAGCGGCGCGUGCUGUAUUGCAGAAUAGUACGCAAAUUGCUCAAAUGCUAAACGAUUUGAAUCGCGUCGAUUUUCAUAACGUUCAGGAACAAGCAGCCUGGGUUUGCCAAUGUGAACCGACCGUUGUUCAACGUUUAGAAAAUGAUUUUAAAGCCGCUCUCCAACAACAAAGUUCUUUAGAGCAAUGGGCAUCGUGGUUGCAAUUAGUUGUGGACUCAACUUUACAAGAAUAUCAUGGCAAACCAAAUUAUGCGAAAGCGGCUCGACAAUUCUUAUUGAAAUGGAGUUUCUACAGUUCGAUGGUGAUACGGGACCUUACACUUAGAUCGGCAUCAAGUUUUGGUAGUUUUCAUUUAAUACGUUUGCUGUACGAUGAAUACAUGUUUUAUUUGGUAGAGCAUAAGAUAGCUGAAGAACAACAGAAAACCGCUAUAGCAGUAAUUUGCGAUCGUGUUAAAAAAGACGUUGACUUUGAUUUCGAAUAUCAAUUAGAAUUCAUCACAUCAAGCAAUGUGAGUUCAGAACAAGCUUCAAAACGUGUGAAACACGAAUGAGAAAUAUUCUACACGUUUUACGAUAAUCAUACACAACUCUGGGAUAAAUUUCAUGACAUAUUUCUCGAAUAUCUUUUCAAAUUGCGAGGACAAAGAAUUUCAAUUUCAAACUGAAAAUUCGCUAAACUUCGACUGAAAUGUGAAAAUGCAAAGACGACGGAUUGAUGCAUGCGCUUCUUGUAAAUGUUUUAUUAGAAAAAAUUGUCUUUUUAACUGUAAUUAAUUUUCUUCAUAAGUUCUUAUAAUUAUGUAUAAAAUGCCAUUAUAUGAAAACUAUAGUGUUAAGCCGUCCAAACACAAUAUGAAAUGCUUGAUGAUGAUAAUGAUAAUGAUGAUGAUGAUGUUGAUGAUGAUGAACUCUUCAAGCAUUUCAACAUUAUAAACAAACACUUGUCUAAAUUAAUUACAUGUACAAGUAUAUAUAUAUAUAUAUGUACAUAUAUAUAUAUAUAUAUAUAUAUUGAAUUGUAUAUAAAAAUCGUUUACAAUUAAUGUUAUUCCCCGUCUAUAUCUAUGUGUAUAUGUAGCAUAUGUUUAAAAUUUGAUUAAGUAUUAACAAAAUACUUGUCAAUCAAUCUUAUAUUACUUUUCGUGGAUAAUUGUUUUUUUUUUUUUUUUUUU